AUGGGUGCUAUCAGUGUUUUUGUUACCCGCGCCAAUACACAAGAAGCAUCUGACCAAGACCUUUCACGAGACAGACUCAGCGAGUCUCGCAAUUCGGUCGUUCAAAACUGCGAGACCUUCUAUGAUCGUGUCUGUCAGGUUCCUCGCUUCUACACCGCCAUCCAGAACUCUGAUCGGCCACUGCGUUCUUCGGGAUCUUUCUUCCAAUAA
Messenger RNA from Penicillium coprophilum, 210 nucleotides. RefSeq lists its product as uncharacterized. NCBI's taxonomy places the organism in Eukaryota, Fungi, Ascomycota, Eurotiomycetes, Eurotiales, Aspergillaceae. Bases 1 to 210 code for a protein of 69 amino acids. The transcript has a single exon. The record is from RefSeq and is a predicted model, not a curated record.